Messenger RNA from Effrenium voratum, 1212 nucleotides. The record is from the annotation of a GenBank genome assembly. NCBI's taxonomy places the organism in Eukaryota, Dinophyceae, Suessiales, Symbiodiniaceae.
AUGAAGAUGGCCGGACUGGCGGCACUGUGUCUUGCCUACGUUUUUUCUCAGUUCUACCGCAGCUUUCUGGCGGUGCUCACACCGGCAUUGGGUGCCGAUCUUGGCAUGACCAAGGCGGACCUGUCGCUGGCGUCGGGCGUCUGGUUCGCGGCGUUCGCGCUGAUGCAGUUCGCCGUCGGCGUCGCGCUCGACCGGUUCGGUCCGCGCCGCACCACGGCGCUCUUUAUGCUGGUCGCGGCGGCGGGCGUGGCGCUGUUUGCUGUCGCAUGGACGCCGACGGCCAUCGUCGCGGCCAUGGCGCUGAUCGGCAUCGGCUGCGCGCCGGUCCUGAUGGCGUCCUAUGUGAUCAUCGCGCGCGGCUACGAUGCGGCGCGAUUCGCGCUGAUGGCCUCGGUCUUCAUCGGUCUUGGCAAUCUGGGCAACAUCAUCGGCGCCGCGCCGAUGGCCACAGCCGCCGAGGCGUACGGCUGGCGCCCGGUGGUCGGCCUUCUCGGCGCCGCCACCGUGCUGGUCGCGCUGGCGAUCCUUCUUCUGGUGCGUGAUCCCGAGCGGAUCGACGAUCCCGACGGUCCGCCCGGCUUUGCCGGCUUUCUCGCCGUGCUGCGCAUCCGUGCACUGUGGUUCAUCAUCCCGCUGACGCUCGUCUACUACGCCACCGCCGGCGGCAUUCGCGGCCUGUGGACCGGUCCGUUUCUCGCCGAAGUCUAUGACGCCGACACGAUCCUGAUCGGUCAGGUCACGCUUGCGAUGGCUCUUGCGAUGGCGAUGGGCAGCUUUGUCUACGGCCCGCUCGACAACUGGCUGAACACGCGCAAAUGGGUGCUGUCGGCGGGCGUGAUCCUGGCCAUCGGCGCCUGCAUUUUUCUCGCCGCCGCGCCGCAGAGCGGGCUUGCCGCCGUCACCGCCGCACUGGUGCUGAUCGGCGCGGCGUGCGUCGGCUACGGCGUGAUGACCGCCCAUGCCAAGAGCUUCAUCCCGCCGGCGCUGAUCGGCCGCGGCGUGACGCUGAUGAACUUCUUCUCGAUCGGCGGCGUGGCGCUGAUGCAGUUCCUGACCGGCACGAUCGUCACGGUCACCGCCGAUCCUGCGGCGCCCGAGACAGCCUAUCAGUGGCUGUUCGGCUUCUACGCGCUCACGCUGGCGCUGGCGCUUGCCGUCUACCUCUUCUCGCGUGAUGCCAGGCCGCGCCCGGAUGCGGUCACAGCGCGCUGA